CACAGUUUCAUUUUUUAGUUAAAGCAUAAGCUAAGUGUACAAACAUUUUGAAACUAUACUAGUUCUGAUUACAAAAUAUAAAUACAAACCACAUGCCUUUAGGCUUUAGCUCUCCAUCACACAUACAUCUUCUCAAUCCAUCACACAAACACUAAUGUCUAGAGACUGUGAGAAGCACGGCGGAGGCGGAGGAGGAACCGUCGGGAGAAUAUGUGGAGCCAUCAUCGGCUUCAUCAUCAUCGUCUUGUUAGCAAUCCUCCUCGUCUGGUUAAUCCUCCAACCAACAAAACCAAGAUUCAUCCUCCAAGACGCCACCGUCUUCGCCUUCAACCUCACGCAACCUAACCUCCUCACAUCAAACUUCCAAGUCACACUCGUCACACGAAACCGAAACUCCAAGAUCGGAAUCUACUACGACCGUCUUCACGUCUACGCCACUUACCGUAACCAGCAGAUCACUUACCCUACGGCCAUUCCUCCGACUUACCAAGGGCAUAAAGAAGACAGUGUCUGGUCUCCUAUUAUCUACGGAAACGAAGUCCCUAUUGCUCCUUAUAACGCCGUCACUCUCGGAGAAGAGCAGAGUCGUGGGUUUGUUGAGUUGGUUAUACGCGCUGAUGGGCGCGUGAGAUGGAAGGUGGGGACUCUUAUUACCGGGAAGUAUCAUCUACAUGUUCGUUGUCAGGCUUUUAUCAAUCUUGCUGAUAAAUCUAACGGAGCUCAUGUCGGAGAAAGUGCCGUUAAGUACACUAUGGACUAUCAAUGCAGUGUCAAUGUUUAGAUGACGGGGAAAAAGGGACACAACUCAGACGCCGUUAAGUUUGCUUUUUUCCCUUAAUUCACUCGUUUUUCUUCAACUCUCUGCUUCUGUAUCGAUCGUUUAAUUUGUCUACUUUUUCUCAUCAUCUCGUAAAAUAUACCCUCAUGACAUUACAGUGUUGCUAAA
Messenger RNA from Eruca vesicaria subsp. sativa (arugula), 946 nucleotides. Lineage: Eukaryota; Viridiplantae; Streptophyta; Magnoliopsida; Brassicales; Brassicaceae. The record is from the annotation of a GenBank genome assembly.